UAGGUAUAUACUGUAUAAUGUCUCUUCAACCAAGCGUAAGACCACGUGUUCGUGUUCCUUCACCUCAACUUAUGGGAAAAGUUGGUAUUCGUCCUGUCAUGACGUUUACGGGUCCCAGGAUGUCUUUUCGACCAAGGAUUCCACCUUCUGUUAACGUUGUUAAUAGACCAUCGGUAAUUGCUGAUACCUUUAAGCCACGCGGCGGUUCAAUUUCUGUUCGUCCAAGGGCAAUAUUAGCAUCACCCCAGGCUGCAAAGCCUGAUUCUAAUGAUUCUGUACCAAAUUUGAUUCGUCGUAUUUUAAUAUCUCCAUCUAUUCCGCACUCGCCUUCAAAUUUGUCGUCAUUUUCGUCAACUUCAACUUCAUCAUCUAGUUGUACUCAAAUUGAAAACUCCAUAGCUAAUCUUGGUGUUGUUGCUGCUAAGCCGAGAGGCAAAGGGCAUGGAGGACGUGGUGGACGUAAUCGUGGUGGCCCGCAUACACCGUUGUUGGAUUCCUUGUUUACACGGCCACAAACUUGUGUUUCCAAAAUGGGUGAAACUGGACGCCAUGUUACUGUUGAUACGAACUAUUUCAAGAUCUUAAAGAAACCCGAAUGGAACAUUUAUCAAUAUAGAGUAGAUUUUGUACCGGAAAUAGAUAUGAGCUUUGUUCGUCGUACAUUAAUUCUCCAACAUAAAGCAAAACUUGGUGGAUAUAUAUUUGAUGGGACAAUGCUUUUUACUACUAAUGAUUUAAGAGGCACUAAAAAGGGUCAUUAUCAUGAAUUCCAUCUAACGUCUGAGUAUCGUGAUGGAAAGACAGUGCUUAUUAAAAUUAAACAUGUUGGUAUUGUCGAUGCAAAUGAGGCUCAACUGUUCCAAGUAUUGAAUUUAAUCUUACGUCAAUCAAUGGGUGGACUGGAUUUACAACAAAUAGCUCGUCACUUUUUUGAUCCUUAUGCUAAGAUUAGCAUUGACCCGUAUCAUAUAGAAAUCUGGCCAGGUUAUAUUACAUCCAUUCGUCAACAUGAGCGGGAUAUUCUUCUCUGCACUGAGAUUACACAUAAAGUUAUGCGCACCGAUACUCUUUACACCAUACUUCGUCAACUAACGGUCGAAACUAAAGACUAUCAAAAAGCUUUUAAGACUGAAGUUAUAGGUUCUAUUGUGUUGACGGACUAUAACAAUAAAACUUAUCGUAUAACUGACGUUGAUUUUACGAGUUCUCCUCUAUCGACAUUUUCAUUGAAAGAUACAAAAGUUUCAUUUGCUGAAUAUUUUAAAUCGCGUUAUAAUCUAAUCAUAACCGACUCCAGUCAACCAAUGUUAAUAUCGAAACCAACCAAUAAGCAUAUACGUGGUGGUCAAGAAGAAUUUAUCUCAUUGAUUCCUGAGUUCACGCGUGCAACUGGUAUAACUGAUCAUAUGAGAACAAAUAUUCGUUUCAUGAAAUCGAUGAGCGAUCAUACUCGGCUCAAUCCGGAAAUGAGACUUCAACGCUUGAGAAAUUUCAACGAACGUCUCAAUUCUUCUGCUAAAACACGUAUUUUACCCUGUGAAAAAAUCUUACUAGGUCAUGGUGUUCGGUAUAUAUGUGAUGAGAAAGCUAACUGGACCCGCGAGUUCCGAAACUGUUCAAUGUUUUGUAAUGCCGAAAUUAGUCGUUGGCAAGUAAUCCUCCCAUCACGUUGUUGUCGUGAAACUCAAUUGUUUGUUCAAAUGUGUAUUAAAGUAGCAAGAAAUAUGAGUUUAGUACUGGCCACACCAAAAUACAUUGAAAUGGAUGACGAUCGUAACAACUCUUAUACAACUGCAGUGGAAAUGGCAACCUCAGAGGAUCCUCAAAUUUUAAUGAUUGUUAUUCAACAACCCAACGAGGAAAAGUACUCUGUCAUUAAAAAGAAGUGUUGCAUCGAUCGACCUGUAGCUUCACAAGUUGUUACUAUGAAAAUGAUAGCACCUACUUCAGAAAAAAGUGCAGGUUUAAUGUCAAUCGCUACUAAAGUUGUCA
Molecule: messenger RNA, 1992 nt
Organism: Teleopsis dalmanni
Lineage: Eukaryota; Metazoa; Arthropoda; Insecta; Diptera; Diopsidae
Product: protein aubergine-like
Exons: 13
Biological process (GO): regulatory ncRNA-mediated gene silencing
Cellular component (GO): P granule
Molecular function (GO): piRNA binding; protein binding
Source: RefSeq, a predicted model, not a curated record